Capsella rubella is the source of this 1845-nucleotide messenger RNA. RefSeq names its product phenolic glucoside malonyltransferase 2. Lineage: Eukaryota; Viridiplantae; Streptophyta; Magnoliopsida; Brassicales; Brassicaceae. The coding region runs from base 338 to 1708 and encodes 456 amino acids. The record is from RefSeq and is a predicted model, not a curated record. The transcript has a single exon.
CAAGAUAGUACAUUACUAAAUUAAUUAAAUAAGUUUUCAAUAAAGACAAAAGCUAAACCACUACGGCAAUAAUACUAAACAUGGAACAUGUAAACCAAUCACUCCCACCUACUAAUCAUAUCAAACCUGACAAAUAAUACCACGAAAACAUAUGUCAUUACUUCGUGUACGUGUGUCCUAAAGAGACAAACAAACAUCAUAAUCACGUAACAUUCUGUACCUAAAUAAUAAUUUCCUAAAAUUUGAACAUAAAUAUAUACUAAAACUAUAUUGAUGAGAUCCAUUAUUGGUUUGCAGUUGAUAACUUCAAUCACUCUUUUUCACUUUCUUCUUCACGAUGACGCUACACAUCAUUGACAUUACCCGAGUCACCCCUGCCGCCGACUCAGACUCUGUUCUCAACUCAGCCAACUCGUUCUCCCUUCCUUUAACUUUCUUCGACCUACCAUGGCUACUGUUCCACCCCGUCAAACGAGUCUUCUUCUACAAACUCACCGAGUCAACCCAUGAGAACUUCAUCUCCAUUAUCCUCCCUAAGCUCAAGCUCUCUCUCUCCCUUGUCCUCCACAACUACUUCCCUCUCACCGGCCACAUCACUUGGGAUCCAAACGAAUCCAAACCAAGCAUCGUUGUCGCACCAAACGACGCCGUUUUGGUGACUAUAGCCGAGAGUGAAGCUGACUUUUCUCAUAUCUCCGGCUAUGGACAACGUCCUGUCUCCGAGUUACAUGCCUUGCUUCCCAAGUUACCAGUUACUGAUGACUCAGCCACUGCCUUCUCCAUACAAAUCACGUUGUUCCCGAACCAAGGAAUCUCCAUAGGCGUCGCAGGACACCACGCCGUUUUAGACGGGAAAACGGCAAGCAUGUUUAUGAAAGCUUGGGCUCACAUAUGCAAACAACAACUCGAUAACGUAAUCUCUCUACCAGAGAAUCUAACUCCUUCUUAUGAUCGGUCUUUGUUAAAAGACUUAACCGGACUCGAUGAGAAGAUGAUCGAUACGGUGAGAUCUAACAAAAAGGACAAAACCAACAUCAGAAGCUUGACUCCGUUUCCCAAAAGAGUACUCGGAGAUGACGUAGUCUUGGCCACGCUCGUACUCUCUAAAGAUGACGUGGAAAGACUUAAAGAACAAGUCAAGAACGUGUCACAAAGCCUCCACUUGUCUACUUUUGUCAUUGCUUACGCUUACACGUGGACAUGCUUCGUAAUGGCACGUGGAGGACAUGGAGAGAGGUUAGUGAGUUUACUAUUUGUCGGAGAUUUUAGAGAACGUUUGGAUCCGAAACUUCCGGCGACUUACUUCGGAAACAUACAGUUUCCGGUGGGUUGUUACAACCGUAAGGCGUCGGAGUUUAUGGGAGAGAAAGGGUUUGUUACGGCGGUUGAGAUACUUAGUGGUUUGGUCAAAGAGUUGAGUUCAAGAAAGAAAGAGAUGAUCGUGAAGGAGUUUGCCGACAGUUUCUAUUUUCUAAAAGGGAGCACACAGUUUGGUGCAAUAGCCGGGUCAACCCGGUUGGGAAUAUACGAGUCGGAUUUUGGGUGGGGAAGACCCGUUAAGGUUGAUGUUGUUUCCAUUGAUCAAGCAGAAGCGUUCUCUAUGGCUGAGAGAUGUGAGGGAUCAGGUGGUGUGGAGAUUGGAAUGUGUCUGAAGAAGAAUGAAAUGGAUAGGGUUGUGUCUUUUUUCAACAAUGGUUUACAAAGUUAAACGUAUCUAGUGAUACCUUCGUACGUUAAAGCUUGCUUUAGUGUUCUUGUUUCUCGUUGUGAUAUGUUUUAAUACAUAUCUUAAAGCCCAUGUAAUGUUAUGUUGAUACAUUCAUCAUGGUACUUGAUCUUCUCACG